Messenger RNA from Myzus persicae (green peach aphid), 2423 nucleotides. Its product is annotated as replication protein A 70 kDa DNA-binding subunit-like. Gene Ontology annotation, cellular component: nucleus. Gene Ontology annotation, biological process: DNA replication. Lineage: Eukaryota; Metazoa; Arthropoda; Insecta; Hemiptera; Aphididae. The transcript has 8 exons. Gene Ontology annotation, molecular function: DNA binding. The coding region runs from base 342 to 1502 and encodes 386 amino acids. The record is from RefSeq and is a predicted model, not a curated record.
CAUAAUCACGGACAAAGAUAUCUUAAGUCCGUGGACAUAGGUAACAAAAAUACAAAUUCGAUUUACCCGUUUUUUGUUAUCUAGUCAGAUAUUAAUUAUUUAAAAAUAUGUGGUGUCUAAAACCCAUAGGUCUAUUAUUUCUUAUACUAUAUACCCACCGGUCAUUGAUUGAUUCAUAGAAAACAAAUAUUAUAAAUAUUAUUAACAAAUUUAAUAAUUAAAAAAUUACUAACCUGGAUUGAUUCUCCGGACAAAAAAUGAAUUAUUUGAUGGCACAGAAAAUUACAUUUUUUUUAUAAUUUGUCAUAAUUCUUCCUUGUUAAAAUUUUCGAAUACACCUAAUGGCUUUAGAAUUGUCAAUUGGUUCUAUCGAGAAACUAUGCAAUGGUACUCCUGUACAACGGCCGAUCGUCCAAUUAAUGGGUUUUGAGGCUGUGCAGGUGAAACCCGAUAAAACAAAUUAUCGUCUAGUGUUGUCAGAUGGCAUCCAUAUGAACUCUUAUUUUUUCCUGUGCGGUCAGUUGAAUGAUUUAAUUGUAAAAAAACAAGUGAAGUAUGCAACUAUUUUGAGGAUUGAUAAAUACAAAUUUAUGGAUGGAGAAAAUUCCACUGACCAUAGUCCAAGGUGGAUUAUACUUAUUCAAGAAGUAACUGUAUUAAUUCACAGGAAUGUUUAUGGAAAUCCGCAGCCUUUAAUAAAUAUUGAAAAAAAAGAAAUGCCACUUAUAAAUUUAAAUUUAAAUAAAUGUCAUAGUAGGGUAUUUUAUUGUAUUGAACAUUUAGAAAAUAUUCUUAUGAGUGUUAAAGAUUUAACUACACUACCUAAUGGGAGCUGUCCCUUAGUUCUAAAACUGACUGUUGUAAAAAAAAGUUCUAUCAAUACAUACAACAGUUGUAGAGUUUUAAAUGUCAAUAUGAUGGAUUCUACAGGUGUAGUUCGUGUCAGUGCAUUCAAUUCACUUUCAAAUACCCUAAGUGAAAUAUUUGAGGAAAACAAAACUUAUUAUAUAGCAGACACAAUAUUGAAACACAACCAAUUUGGCAUUGAACUAAAACUCCAAUCUCAUUCAGUAAUAAUUGAAAGUAUUGAUAAAGUCCAGCCAAAAAUGCAAUACAUUAAAACAUCUAAUUUUAAUAAAUUAUUAGAAAACAAUCCAAAUACGUUUUGCGAUUUAAUUGGUGUGUGCAUAGAAGUAGGUGAUUUAGAAGUGUGCAGUAAUUCAAAGUCUAGAACAGAAAUUGCGAAACGAGAAAUUGUAUUGAUCGAUAUGUCAAUGGCAACUAUAACUUUAAAAGUGUGGGGUGAACAAGUUAACAAAUUUGACGAGAAGUUUGAUGACCCACCAAUAGUAUUGGUUAAGCAAGCUGUACUCAAACAAUUCAAUGGGACUAAGUUUUUUUCUAUGGUCAAAUUCAGUGUUCUGUUCAUCAAUCCAAAUUUAGCGGAAGUACAUCAGUUAAAAGAAUGGUAUAAACAGUUGGUUGCUAUGGAUGACUUUUAACAGUAUCGUAAUAAUUAACUUACUAUAUUUAAGUACCCGAAAAGCUUGUUAUUAUAAAUAUAUUUUUAAACUAUAAUUGUUUAAUUGUUAUUCGAGGAGCAGAGUACAAGAAAAAUAUGUAAACCAAAACAUUAAAAUUUGUUUUAUCUAAAAAAAACUUCUAAGGUUGUUUUUAUAAAUACCUUUUGUACAUAGUUAUGCUGUUCCUAUUUUUAUUACUAAAAAUGUUAAUUUGUAAAUAUAUUAUUAAUAUUUUAUAUGUUAGUUAUCAUUAUAAUUUAAUUAGUGUUGUGACGAAUAUGUGAAGCAUCUCUGUUCUUAAACACCAAAAAAUAUAUCUGAGAAGAGCUUUUUCUUUAUUUUAUGUAGAAUUUGACAAUUGUAUUAAAAAAACUUCAAAAGUUAUUUCAAAAUGCAGGUACAAUUCCAAUGAGUUCUAAAAAACUCACUAAAAAUGUCAUCUUCUCUGUAUGUUUGUCCUGAGUUUAUAAAUUAUAUUGUGUGUACUUUGUGUUUUUUACUUUAUGUCAUGGUAAAUUAAAUAGGUAUGUCAGCAACAUACCGGUUUUGAAACAAAUCCUGCAUCCACCCUCCACCCAGCAUUGUAAUGUUAAGUAAGCAUUUCGCUGUUCUCAGUGGUCUGCUGCAACCUAAUCCUAAGCUAUAAAAGUUGUUUAUACAUUUUUAACUACAAAAUUACAAUUUUCUGUGUAAAUUUGAAACAUUUCUUAUAUUAUACACAAUACAAGGACCUAUUAAGUUAUAGUUAUAGAUGAAGUCUAUGACACAAUGACAUUUUCAAAAUGAUUAGAAUUAUUUUAUACUAUUGGCAAUUUAAAUUUUAUACCACACACCUAUUCAUACCUUCCUGCGGUAAAUCAGUAAUGAUUAAAAAGUUAAUAAACAAUAUUUUUUUUUUUU